UAAAGAUCAUCGCCUCGUAUCUGUCACGGAAUUUUGUGUCCUUUGAGUAGAGCUUUUGGGCCCGUUUGCAUUUUCUGAGCCAGGAUUCUGUGCUAUCUGUUCUCACUAACCAGGAACUCUAGACUCCCUACUCACUACAGUUUUCACGCUGCCACAAUUGACGACACGAGAAAUUGGCCGACUGUGUGAGAACCGCCCCUCAUGCCUUUCUCACACCAUAGCCAUUCGGGCCAGUUUUGCCCAGGACAUGCCAAGAACUCUCUGGAGGAAGUGGUUCAAACCGCAAUUUCCCAGAAGAUGGAGGUAUUUUGUCUGACCGAGCACAUGCCUCGACAUGAGGCAGAUCUCUAUCCCGAAGAGGUCGAAGCCCAUCUGACUGAAGAAGAAAUGGUUGUCAAUGAGGCUGCAUAUUUCAAGGAGGCCUCCAGACUGAGGGAGAAGUAUGCGUCCCAAAUCAAAAUAUUGAUUGGAUUCGAGAUCGACUGGAUCCGCCCCGAGUCUCUCACCCUCAUCGAGAAAUCUUUGUCCGCAUUCCCCUUUGAGUUUUUCGUGGGAUCUGUUCAUCACGUUCAUACCAUCCCGAUCGAUUAUGAUACCCCAAUGUACGAAAAGGCACGAGAAAUCGCUGGAGGGAGUGACGAAAAGCUAUUCGAGGAUUAUUUCGACGCCCAAUUCGACAUGCUGAAGAGGUUGAAGCCACCUGUUGUUGGCCAUUUUGACCUCAUCAGAUUGAAGAGUGAGGACCCAGAGAGGAGCUUCACCCAGUGGCCUGGCGUUUGGAGAAAGAUCCUGCGUAAUCUAGAUUUUAUUGCAGAGUAUGGGGGCCUGUUGGAACUCAAUUCAGCUGCCCUGCGAAAAGGGAUGAGUGAGCCAUAUCCGAAAGCAGAAAUCUGCAAGGAGUUCCUAGUAAGAAAUGGGCGUUUCUGCUUAUCAGACGAUAGCCAUGGAAUUGACCAAGUAGGGUUGAAUUUCCACCGUGUCAUUCAAUUUAUGGGGGAUACCGCUAUUUCAACACUUCACUAUCUGGAGCUGUCUGAUACGCAAUCUACGGAUCCUGUGGAUAGCCGAUUUCCACGGACAAGGAUACGGUCUUUGAGCCUUUCCGCGUUGAAACAGCUCCCCUUUUGUUCACCAUCAAUGAACAGAAACCAUCAAUAGGGUCUUUUCUGUCAUAGAGGCAGAGACACCAAUCCUAAGUUUAUUAUACGUGGGCCCUUCCAUGGACGGCAUGGACUCUAAUUUUUGCGCUGUGCGAUGGAGCACGCAUGACGGUACCGAAAUGGGAGAGACCGGAAGCCAGACUAGGCUACCUAGGGACUUGUCUUGAACGCAGCUAUUAUGGGACAAUGAUCACGAUAGUCAAGACAAGGGGCGAUACUACCAUCAGCAAAAGAGCAGUCAUUCGUAGACGACACUUCAUCCAUUGAUAAAUUCCAACGCUGAUAUCGAUUCCGGACGUCUCACAUAACAACUAACUAGACCUCUUGCGUAACAUUACGUUGUCGCGAGAAAACUGGAAAAGAUGAUUAGCGCUCUGAGGUGCAGAUGCUUGUGUGAAGUUCGCGGAUUGCCAGGUAGAUAUGAACUCUAGCUUCUGCUACUAAUAGCAUAGUAGGGUCUUUCGU
Paecilomyces variotii is the source of this 1625-nucleotide messenger RNA. Its product is annotated as histidinol-phosphatase. The coding region runs from base 202 to 1158 and encodes 318 amino acids. Gene Ontology annotation, molecular function: histidinol-phosphatase activity. The transcript is spliced from 3 exons. Gene Ontology annotation, cellular component: cytoplasm. Gene Ontology annotation, biological process: L-histidine biosynthetic process. The record is from RefSeq and is a predicted model, not a curated record. NCBI's taxonomy places the organism in Eukaryota, Fungi, Ascomycota, Eurotiomycetes, Eurotiales, Thermoascaceae.